AUGGAUUUCCCUCUACCAGCAAGCCUUAUAGUAGCGGCGGCUUUUAUACUUGUCACCUUCUUCUUCCUCUUCCGUAACAAAGAAGGUGUCCCCGAAGCAGGCUUGGCAUGGCCUAUAAUCGGCCAUUUCCACCUCUUGGGCGGCAAUGAUAGAAUGCCCCACAAAGUGCUGGGCGACUUGGCAGACAAAUACGGGCCUUUAUUCCGAAUGAGGCUCGGCGCACACCAAGUGCUGGUGGUGAGCGACUCGCACACCGCCAAACAAUGCCUGCAGGGCCCCAACGACCGAGCACUCGCCGGACGCCCAAAGGCCAUAGCUUCCGACCACAUAGGCUACAACUACGCCGACUUCGGGCUAGCCCCACACGGUCAGUUCUGGCGCGACGUCCGCAAGGCGGUCAUGCUCGAGCUGCUGUCCAACCGCCGGGUGGAGGCGCUCCGCCGCUUCCGGGAACUGGGAGCAAAAACAUUCGUCCAAGACAUCUACUCGAGUUGGGCCAAUCAGAAGAACCAGUCCAACGUUGUUGAGGUGGAUAUGAAGGAGUUGUUUGGGAAACUAAUCAUAGACUCCAUGUUACACCUGCUCUUCGGGCAUCGGUACGAGGAAGUAGGGAGGUGGGUGACAGCCACGUUCAGGAGAACCUUUGAACUGCUGGGGAUGUCUCUUGUGGGUGAUUUCUUGCCCUGGUUAAGAUGGUUGGACAUUGGAGGAUAUGAGAAGGCCAUUAAGGAGAACACUAAAGAGAUGGACAGGGUAAUGCAAGAUUGGCUACAACAACAUAAAAACAAAACUACUAAUGAACAAGACCAACAAGACUUCAUGGAGGCAUUCCUUUCCCAAAUUCAUCGUAACAAAGAUAUUCUCAAUGGUUUUGAUUCUGACACGGUUGUCAAAGCCACUUGCACGGCUUUAUUGGCAGCAGGUACUGAUACAACUUCAACAAUGUUAACCUGGGGACUUUCUUUAAUUUUAAAUAAUGAUAAUGUGUUGGAGAAAAUUCAAGGUGAGCUAGACAACGUUGUCGGGAGAGAAAGGCACGUCAACGAGUCUGAUCUUGGAAAUUUGACUUAUUUUCAAGCUGUCAUCAAGGAAACAUUUCGUUUAUAUCCUCCAGGCCCCCUCUUAAUUCCACAUGAAGCUAUGGAAGAUUGCAUGAUCAAGGGCUAUCACGUCUCCAAGGGUACACGCGUAUUGAUAAAUGUUUCAAAGAUUCAACGGGAUCCGAAUUUUUGGGCAGAUCCGGAUGCUUUUAAACCCGAGAGAUUUUUGAUGGAGCACAAGGAUAUUGAUCUGAGGGGCAAUCAUUUCGACCUAAUCCCAUUUGGUAGCGGAAGAAGAAUUUGCCCUGGGAUGUCUUUAGCACUACAAAGUGUGCAAUUGGGCUUGGCUGCUGUCAUUCAUAGCUUUGAUAUAAAAAGAUCUUCGGAUGAACCAAUUGACAUGACAGAGGCUAAUGGCUUGGCGGUUGGCAAGGCAACUCCACUCCAAGUUCUCCUUUCCCCACGCCUACCUUCUCAUCUCUACAUUUGA
Messenger RNA from Ipomoea nil (Japanese morning glory), 1530 nucleotides. RefSeq names its product cytochrome P450 CYP82D47-like. Gene Ontology annotation, biological process: defense response to other organism. Bases 1 to 1530 code for a protein of 509 amino acids. NCBI's taxonomy places the organism in Eukaryota, Viridiplantae, Streptophyta, Magnoliopsida, Solanales, Convolvulaceae. The transcript has 2 exons. The record is from RefSeq and is a predicted model, not a curated record. Gene Ontology annotation, molecular function: iron ion binding; monooxygenase activity; oxidoreductase activity, acting on paired donors, with incorporation or reduction of molecular oxygen.